AUGUUUCUCCAGCGAAGCUCCCGCGCCGUCCGCUCUCAAUGGUGUCGACCCCAAGGCCUGUCUCGAGUUCUGGCCCAUGGAUCACAAGGCGCGUUCUCCGUGUCGAGACAUGGAUUUCAUACAAGUCGGGCAUUGCAGGUGGUGAAGCCAGUCCUAUUGGCAGAUAUAGGUGAAGGUAUUGUCGAGUGUGAAAUCAUACAAUGGUUUGUCGAGCCCGAAGCUCGGGUCGAGGAGUUCUCGCCACUAUGCGAGGUGCAAAGCGACAAGGCAUCGGUAGAAAUCACGAGUCGAUUCGCGGGUGUUGUCAAGAAGCUACAUUAUGAUGCCGGCGACAUGGCCAAGGUUGGAAAGCCAUUCGUAGACAUUGAUAUACAAGGCGACGCCAAAAAGGAAGAUCUAGAGGCAUUGACCGCGCCCGAGCCAUCACAAGGGCAAGGUGGUUCUGGAGAGGCCUUGAACAAGGAAAGCUUGAGCAAACCUCCAGAAGGAAAGACAACAGAGACCGUCAAGGCGGAAGAGAAAGCUCCAGUGGGACAGCAGAGUGAUAAGCCAAAGAAAUCGACCGGAAGGUUUGCCUCACUUGCUACACCCGCCGUGAGGCAUCUAUCCAAGGAGUUCGACGUGGAUAUUACAGAAAUUGAAGGCACUGGAAAAGACGGCCGUGUACUCAAGGAGGAUAUACACAGAUAUGUCGAGUCUCGCAAGUCUAGUGCCGCAGCCUCGACUCCUACACAACCGCCAGUGGACACAGCGACACAGACCGAGACUCCUGUGCAACUUACCAACAUCCAAGCCCAGAUGUUCAAGGCCAUGACUCGUUCUCUCACCAUUCCGCACUUCCUUUACACUGACGAAAUUGACUUUUCGCAAAUGCAUUCACUCCGGACACGGCUCAACAAGGUGUUGAAGAGUUCUCCACAAGACGAUAUCUCCAAGCUUUCCUACAUGCCAUUCAUCAUCAAAGCCGUCUCCUUGGCGCUAUACCAGUAUCCGAUCCUGAAUGCCCGGGUGGAGAUUGAUGCCAAUACGCAAAAGCCGAGUCUGGUCCACCGGAGCCAACACAAUAUUGGUAUUGCCAUGGACACGCCUUCGGGUCUGCUCGUUCCAGUGAUCAAAAACGUGGCCUCGCGAAACAUUCUCUCGAUUGCCUCGGAGCUGACACGGCUCCAGACGGCGGCUACGGCGGGCAAGCUGUCCCCACAGGAUCUCAGCGGAGGCACCAUUACAGUCUCGAACAUCGGCAAUAUUGGAGGCACAUAUCUAUCCCCAGUCAUUGUGGAAAAGGAGGUUGCCAUUUUAGGCGUGGGCAGGAUCCGGACGGUACCGGCCUUUGACGAGGAGGACCGGGUCGUCAAGAAGCAGGCCUGCAACUUUAGCUGGAGCGCCGACCACCGCGUCGUCGAUGGCGCAACCAUGGCUAGGGCUGCCGAGGUGGUCAAGCAGAUUGUAGAGGAACCUGAUGUCAUGGUCAUGCAUAUGCGGUAA
Pestalotiopsis fici W106-1 is the source of this 1485-nucleotide messenger RNA. RefSeq lists its product as uncharacterized. Bases 1 to 1485 code for a protein of 494 amino acids. The transcript has 2 exons. Gene Ontology annotation, molecular function: lipoic acid binding; acetyltransferase activity. Lineage: Eukaryota; Fungi; Ascomycota; Sordariomycetes; Amphisphaeriales; Sporocadaceae. Gene Ontology annotation, cellular component: mitochondrion; cytoplasm. The record is from RefSeq and is a predicted model, not a curated record.